Amphiprion ocellaris (clown anemonefish) is the source of this 8594-nucleotide messenger RNA. RefSeq lists its product as uncharacterized. Bases 1474 to 7341 code for a protein of 1955 amino acids. Lineage: Eukaryota; Metazoa; Chordata; Actinopteri; Pomacentridae. The record is from RefSeq and is a predicted model, not a curated record. Gene Ontology annotation, biological process: DNA integration. The transcript has 2 exons. Gene Ontology annotation, molecular function: nucleic acid binding.
GCCAAUGAAGAGAAACCAGUAUAGGAGAAAUAUGAUCUCUCUUGCUAACUCCCGUCAGUACUCUGGCUGCAGCAUUUUGGAUCAGCUGUAGAUGUUUCAGAGAGCUUUUGGGACAACCUGAUAAUAAGGAAUUACAGUAGUCAAGCCUAGAAGUAACAAAUGCAUGGACUAGUUUUUCUGCUGAUUUUCACAAUAUUUCUCAGGUGGAAAAAGGAAGUCCUACAGAUUUAUUUUAUGUGUGAGUUAAAGGACAUGUCCUGGUCAAAGAUAACGCCGAGGUUCCUCACAGUAGUACUGGAGGCCAAUGUAAUGCCAUCCAGAGUAACCAUAUGCUUUGAAAGCAAUUUUUUAAGAUGUUUGGGGCCAAAUACAAUGACUUCAGUCUUGUCUGAAUUUAGUAGUAAGAAAUUAUAGGUCAUCCAGGUCUUUAUGUCCUUAAGACAGUCUUGCAGUCUGGCUAGCUGAUUAGUUUCAUUUGGCUUCAUAGAUAAAUACAAUUGAGUGUCGUCAGCGUAACAAUGGAAAUUAAUACUGUGCUUCCUAAUAAUAUUGCCUAAAGGAAGUGUUAGAAGAAAACUGUAUAUAAUGUACAUAGUUGUCACACUCAGUAUGUUUUUCCUGUCUCUGUAGGCUCUUAUUCAGUAGCUCCUAUUCAGCAAUUUUCCACUGUGACUUAUGACCUAUAUUUUGUUUUUCUUGUGACUAUCUAAAUGUUCUUACACGAUGUGCUGAACUAUCUUCAAGGUUGUACACGAAGUGCUGAACUAUCUAAAAUGUUCUUACUAUCUGUUCUGGCUCCAUAAGAGCCACUUAUAUAUAUAUAUUUUUUGUGUGUGUUAAAUUUGUUCAUAGAGACUAUUUGUUUCGUUGUGAUGGUUCGGCACUGUCCGUUUAUUUUGGUGGGACACCGGAACUGAUGCUGCCGACCACUUCCUGUCUAACAGAUAGACAACAUUCAACGGCUAAGAUUCUCUUGUACCUGCCACCCUGGGUUUUAAGCCAGCACAGCCUGUAAGUUGCUGAAAUGAUAUAUUUUGCAAAUGUAAGCAUAGUACUAACUGCUACGAUUUGUUUGAGAUAUUUCAUGCCAGUAAUUUAUACAAAAUGUGUUUCAUGAGACGUUAGCACCGACGCUAGUUAGCCGUUCGCUAGCGCUAGCCUGUUAGCCCGUUAGCCUGUUUUAGAUGUGCUCUGCUGUGUAUAGUAGUAGGGAUUCAUUCUUUACAUAUCAGCUUAUACACAAUAUUCUGUUUCUUGUUUACAGUUUUACCAUUCAUUCACUCAUUCAUCAAAAUUCAUGCCAUGCAUCCUGCAAAUAAACAGGCGACAAAAGGAACAACGGUGUGAUUUUUGAGGUGACGGUUAUCUGCCUACCUAGCUUAGUGCGAGGGCAGGACAGUAAAAAGGCUAGUGAAACGGCUACACCAGGAGGUACAGCGCUCAGCCUUCCAGGCUUCAGACCCAGAAGCAACGAUGCUGCCAGCGGAGGAGGAGCACCUCGAGGUCCGGUCUACCUGCUCCAGCUCAUCAUCCAGAUCCCGCAGCUCACUCACCGAAGCAGCAGUUGGAGCACGAGCAAAAGCUGAAGCAGCACGCACCAGAGCUGAGUUUGCACGACGGGAGAUAGAAAUUAAAAUGAGACAAGCGGAACUAAGUGCCACAUUAGAAGUGCUAAAAGAAGAAAAGGAAGCAGAGGCCGCUUUCGCUGAAGCCAGUGUGUUUGAAGCAGCAAUAGCAGAGGAGGUGAACCGGGAAACGCUGUCAACACAUGCAUCAGAAAAACAACAUGGGGAAUCAAGGCAAGGUCAAGAUAAAAUACAGCCCAAACUGACCUCUCAUAUGCUAAACCAGCUUCCAGCUUCAACACAUUCAUAUGGACUACAAAGCUAUCUCAGAUAUUCACCAGACCAUCACGGUGAAGACUUACCAGACGCUAAACACUUCACACCCAUAAAACAAUGUGCCAUAAGCCCAGUUCCUAAUCCAGCUGCUUCACCAGAUUGUGUCCCACAAACAAAUCAACACAACAUUAAAGAUGAGUCUGGUUGCCCCAUAUUGCCAGCUGCCACCACCCAGCACCAAUGUGAGUAUGUGAGUUCCCCACACCAAUGUAAGAGCUACCUUUCCCCUUUCAGUCCGCCCUUCCAGCCAAUGCAACAUGACAAUGGGAACAGUGACUUUGCAAGUGUUGCUAAAUUUCUAGCCAAAAGAGAUUUAGUCGCAAAUGGUUUAACAAAGUUUACAGACAGGGCAGAGGACUACUGGGCAUGGCGAGCUUCCCUUUAUAAUGCUAUAGAGGGGUUAAGCUUAAAGCCUAGUGAAGAAUUAGAUUUGCUCACUCGGUGGCUUGGUGAAGAGUCAUCCAAACAUGCCAAACGCAUACGCUCCGUCCAUCUUAACAAUCCAGCGGAGGGCCUUCAACAAGUCUGGACACGGCUACAAGAAUGUUAUGGCACUCCAGAGGUUAUUGAGAAGUCUCUCCUUGACAGACUCGAACGCUUUCCCAGAGUUUCAAACAAAGAACCCCCAAAACUCAGAGAGCUUGCUGACCUACUGUCUGAAAUUGACGCAGCCAAAUCUGAUGGCUCUUUACCCGGGCUAGUGCAUUUGGAUACCUCACGUGGCAUUGCUCCAGUUGUUGAUAAGUUGUCAAUAAAUCUUCAAGACAGGUGGAUGUCAGAGGGAACAAAAUACAAGCAAAGACACAAAGUGAGUUUCCCUCCAUUUUCAUUCUUCUGUCGCUUCAUACAAGAUGAAGCUAGAAUGAGAAAUGAUCCCAGCUUUAAGACAGCCACCUCAGCUCCCAUGUCCACUCCAGCAACUCAUGACAACCACUACAUAAGAUCCAAGUCCAGACCCCCUGUUGCUGUCCAUAAAACAGAGGUAAACAAGACUCACAAAACAAACACAGUUAAUGUAAGUGAGUUCACAAACAAGCAGUGUCCAAUUCAUAAGAAACCGCACUCACUAAAAAAGUGUAGGGGUUUUAGAGGAAAGACAUUAGAUGAGCGCAAAGCAUAUCUCAGAGAACACAACAUUUGCUUUAGGUGCUGUGAUUCCUCCACUCACCAAGCUAAAGACUGUAAAGCAGAAAUCAAAUGCUCAGAGUGCAACAGCAACAAACAUAUUGCUGCACUGCAUGCAGGGCCUGCUCCAUGGACACAAAAUACAAGGGCUCAAAAUACUACUCCAGACCACGGCGGGGAGCAUGGGGAGGAGUACGGCGAGGAGAGUAAUCCAGACAAUUUAGAGACCAGCUCAGCAUGCACUAAAGUGUGUGGGGACCUAAUUGGUGGGCGCUCCUGCUCAAAAAUAUGUCAGACCUACAUCUAUCUACAGGGGCAUCCAGACAGGAAAGUCAAGGUUUACGCUAUCAUAGAUGACCAGAGCAAUAGGUCAUUAGCCAAGUCAAGCCUUUUCGACAUGUUUGACAUUCCGAUGAGCAAUCUAGCGCCAUACACACUGAAGACAUGUACUGGGGUUUCCAUGACAAAUGGUCGCAUAGCUGAGAACCUCAUUAUACAGUCAGUUGAUGGCCAGUUUAGCUCUCCUCUUCCCUCCCUGCUUGAGUGUGACUCACUCCCAGAUAACAGGGCCGAAAUACCAACACCAGAGGUCGCUCUAGCCCAUCCGCACCUCAAACGUCUGGCAGGCCAAAUUCAACCACUUGACCCUGAGGUUGAUAUUAUGUUGCUGUUAGGCCGAGACAUAAUCCAAGUGCACAAAGUGCAUAAAGGAGUCAAUGGCCCAGCUAAUGCCCCGUUUGCCCAGAGACUUGCACUUGGGUGGGUUAUUAUAGGGGAUGUAUGUCUAAGGGGUGCUCAUAAGCCAGCUGUUGUGGGCUCACACAGAACCAGUGUUCUUGAGAAUGGGCGUCCAAGUCUCCUACCACCUUGCCAGAACAGUUUCCAUGUCAAACAGCAGAACCAGUCACACAACAAGCUCUGGGACACUCAGAGUUCAUGUCAAAUAGGGGAACACAUAUUUCAGCAAAGUGAGAAGGAUGAAAAGCUUGCACUUUCUUAUGAGAACCAAGCCUUUCUGCAGAUUAUGGAAAGAGACUUUUACCAAGACAACGCAAACAGCUGGAUAGCUCCACUUCCUUUCCGCACACCAAGAACCCGCCUCCCAAACAACAGAAGUCUAGCACUCAGCCGCUUAGAGUCACUCCGCCGCACACUAAAGAAACGUCCUGAAAUGGAGAGACAUUUUAUGGACUUUAUGCAGGGGUUGUUUGACAAAGAACAUGCAGAGCCAGCACCUGCUCUUGGGGAUGAAGAAGAAUGCUGGUACCUUCCCUUCUUUGGUGUUUAUCACCCGCAAAAGCCAAGCAACAUCAGGGUGGUGUUUGACUCGAGUGCUAAGUUUCAGGGGGUGUCCUUAAACGACGUGCUGCUCACAGGCCCAAACAUGAACAACAGCCUUGUUGGAGUGCUUCUCCGUUUCAGAGAAGAAGCAGUGGCUGUUACAGCGGACAUACAACAAAUGUUCCAUUGUUUUCAUGUGCGAGAGGACCACAGGAACUUCCUCCGGUUUCUUUGGUACCGCAGCAAUGACCCAAGAGAGCCAAUUGUUGAGUACAGAAUGAAAGUGCAUGUGUUUGGCAAUAGCCCAUCCCCGGCCGUUGCAAUUUUUGGUCUGAGAAAUGCAGCACACCAGUCAGGUCCACAGCACUCUCCUGAAGCCAAGCAGUUUGUUCAAAGACACUUCUACGUUGACGACGGACUAAAAUCUGUUCCCACUGAAUCCCAGGCGGUUGAACUCCUCAAAGAGACACAGGAACUGCUUGCUACAUCCAACUUGAGGCUCCAUAAAAUAGCCUCAAACAGCCCAAACGUCAUGAAAGCAUUUCCCACUGAAGACUUAGCAAGUGAGCUCAAGGACAUAGAUUUUAACACCGAAUUCCCUCCGAUGCAGAGGAGUUUAGGCGUAAGCUGGGACAUUGAAAGGGACACUUUCACAUUCAGAGUCUCCCAAACUGAAAAGCCUUACACAAAAAGAGGUGUUCUGUCCACGAUCAACAGUCUUUUUGACCCGCUGGGGUUUGCAGUGCCAGUAAGCAUCCAGGGGAGGGCACUGUUACGGGAACUAACCAAAGAGACUUGUGGGUGGGAUGAAACUCUUCCAGAAGGCAUGUUCAAAGAAUGGUCAGAAUGGAGAAAUGCUCUCAAGCAACUUGAGCAAACUCACAUCCCAAGACAGUACUGCUCCUUCUCUUUCGUAAAUGCAGUGCACAGAGAAAUCUGCAUCUUCUGUGAUGCAUCAACCCAAGCAGUCGCGGCUGUGGCUUACUUAAAGGCAACAAACAAAGAUGGUGAGACCGAGCUUGCAUUCAUAUUUGGAAAAGCCAAACUUGCCCCUAAGCCCGAUCUUACCAUUCCCAGGCUUGAGCUGUGUGCAGCAGUGUUAGCGGUGGAAGUUGGAGAGCUAAUCAGAGAUGAAAUGGACAUUCAGAUCAGUGACAUACGUUUCUUCUCGGACAGCAGAGUCGUUCUUGGCUACAUUUACAAUGAGUCAAGGAGAUUUCAUGUUUUUGUACACAACCGCGUACAUCGCAUCCGACGAGCAACAAAACCAACCCAGUGGAGCUAUGUUCCCUCGGAGUGCAAUCCGGCCGACCACGGGUCCAGAUCUCUACCCGCUGAAAAACUGUUAUCCAGCACAUGGUUGAAGGGGCCAGAGUUUCUCUUAAAGUCCACAGGGAGCAACUCACAUGAUAUGUUCCAUCUUCAAAACCCAGAUGCUGACAUUGAGGUUCGUCCAUUGCUCACUGCUGCUGUCCAAACAUCACACCCCUGUUUAAAGGCUGCAAAUUUAGAGUCUUUCUCCAGCUGGCAGUCACUUACCAGAGCCGUUGCCCGUUUGGCACACAUUGCUUGGACCUUUAAGCAAAAGCAAUCAGGUGGACAAUGUGAGGGAUGGCAUAUGUGUCACAAGCUCACCACCUCAGACUUCGAGCGAGCAACAGAGACUAUCAUAAAAGCAGUCCAACAAGAAAGCUUCUCAGAGGAGUUCAAACAGAUUGAGACAAGAAACGACAUUUCAAAAACUAGCCCCCUCGCAAAGCUUUCUCUUUACAUUGACAUGUCAGGCCUUCUCAGGGUUGGUGGACGCCUCCUUCACUCUAACCUUGACACUGCAGAGAAACACCCUUUGAUAAUGCCACACAAACACCAUGUAACUAACCUGUUAAUCCGCCAUUACCAUGAAAAGGUUAAACACCAAGGGCGUCACCUUACAGAGGGAGCUUUAAGGGCAGCGGGUUACUGGGUCUUAGGUGGUAAACGCCAGAUCAGCAGUCUCAUUUACUUGUGUGUAAUUUGUCGCAAGCUAAGGGGUGUCACACAGUCUCAGAAAAUGGCAGACCUUCCUACAGAGCGCCUUAGUACUGAACCACCAUUCUCUUACGUAGGCACUGACGUGUUUGGACCAUGGUCUGUUACCUCUCGUCGCACUCGGGGUGGGCUUGCUAGCAGCAAACGAUGGGCAGUGAUGUUCACCUGCAUGAGUACAAGGGCGGUUCAUUUAGAGGUCAUAGAGUCUAUGGACACGUCUAGCUUUAUCAAUGCACUCCGCAGGUUCUUCUCCGUUAGGGGACCCGCAAAGCAGUUGAGAUCGGACUGUGGGACCAAUUUUACAGGGGCCUGUAGAGAGCUAGGUUUUGACAACAACAUUCCUGAUGACCCCAAGGUUAAGUCAUUCCUAAACGAUAGUGGAUGCACUUGGGUUUUUAAUCCUCCGCACUCGUCACACAUGGGGGGUAGUUGGGAGCGGAUGAUAGGGGUGGCACGUAGGAUCCUAGACUCCCAGCUAGCUCAACUUGGUUCCAGGCACCUCACGCAUGACGUCCUGACCACCUUCUUGGCAGAGGUAGCCGCCAUCAUCAACGCACGACCACUGGUUCCAGUGUCGAGUGAUCUGGACUUCCCAUUCAUCCUCACUCCAGCCACACUCCUCACACAGAAGAUUGGAGCAGCUUCUGCACCCCAGGGCGACUUUGAGGAGAAGGACCUCUACAGACAGCAGUGGAGAAGAGUCCAAAGUUUGGCCAACUCCUUCUGGCAUCGUUGGCGGAAGGAGUACCUGUCAACGCUGCAAUACCGUCACAAAUGGCAUUUCACCAGACCCAACCUGCAGCAGGGGGAUGUGGUCCUGCUGAAGGAUCCUCUUGUGAAGAGAAACCAAUGGCCAAUGGGAGUGAUUGCAAAGGUUCAUUCUAGCAGAGACGGACUUGUUAGAAAAGUAGAGGUCAAAGUAGUAAAAGAUGGUAAUGCUAAAGUUUACUUCCGACCAGUUACAGAUGUUGUUCUCCUCGUAUCAGAUGGUGUGCAACCGAUUUAGUUAUUGACAUCUUACUGAUGUCAGGCGGGGAGUGUUCUGGCUCCAUAAGAGCCACUUAUAUAUAUUUUUUUUGUGUGUGUUAAAUUUGUUCAUAGAGACUAUUUGUUUCGUUGUGAUGGUUCGGCACUGUCCGUUUAUUUUGGUGGGACACCGGAACUGAUGCUGCCGACCACUUCCUGUCUAACAGAUAGACAACAUUCAACGGCUAAGAUUCUCUUGUACCUGCCACCCUGGGUUUUAAGCCAGCACAGCCUGUAAGUUGCUGAAAUGAUAUAUUUUGCAAAUGUAAGCAUAGUACUAACUGCUACGAUUUGUUUGAGAUAUUUCAUGCCAGUAAUUUAUACAAAAUGUGUUUCAUGAGACGUUAGCACCGACGCUAGUUAGCCGUUCGCUAGCGCUAGCCUGUUAGCCCGUUAGCCUGUUUUAGAUGUGCUCUGCUGUGUAUAGUAGUAGGGAUUCAUUCUUUACAUAUCAGCUUAUACACAAUAUUCUGUUUCUUGUUUACAGUUUUACCAUUCAUUCACUCAUUCAUCAAAAUUCAUGCCAUGCAUCCUGCAAAUAAACAGGCGACAAAAGGAACAACGGUGUGAUUUUUGAGGUGACGGUUAUCUGCCUGCCUAGCUUAGUGCGAGGGCAGGACACUAUCUCAUGAUGACGUGCUGAACUAUUUCACGAUGACAUACAUGCAUUGACCAUGACGCACACACUCCAACGCACACACACUCACGAGCAACACACACACACACACACUAAUACACGUGCUUGAUGUAACUUUAUAAAUAAAGGGACAAGGAACUGCUUCAGCGCGUCUCUGCUACAGCGUUGUCUGAGCAGGGUGCCCUUUGUACAAAGCAGAACCGGUGUUGUCUCUCACUUCUUUGAUUCUGAUCCACAGGUUGGGAGCGGAGAAUCUCCUGACAUUUCCCUGGUCCUUCGAGCCGGAUGGGAGAUCUGGAUUCUAGCCACUGAGUGAUCGACCUGAAGCCUGUCGACAGCUAGCCUCGUAAGAGACUGAGAAAGUCCCAGGACGUGAAUUCGUGUCUGGGCCAGGGUUAUAACUGAUACUCGCCGGCGGAGUUCAGAUCCCCAUCCGAACAACGGAUCGAAUUGAGAAGUAAGACCUGGAGACUGGAUUCUGGUGAAAAUCAUCCAAAGAUCCAAGUGGAGCCAACCUAAGUGGGAGGGCCCAUACCAGGUGCUAUUGACCACACCCACAGCAGCCAAAAUCGCCGAGAGGCCACCUUGGAUUCAUC